AUGGAUGGAUUACAGCCGAAAACGCUUCGAGUUAUGAGGAUUCUCGUCGUGCUGGCAGCCGUACUUGUCGUCGGGAUUCACUCCUCCUCAUCAGACGUAACGAUGAACGAUGAAAUGCCUGCGGCUCGCGUGAAGCGUUAUGUGAACUUCAAUCUUCUCAAGCCGUACUUUUCUCCGAUGAGGGACGAGCAAUUCGAGAGACCUAUCAUUCUGGAAACAAGAGAUGCACGAAAUAAGCUCGAUUGUAUUCUCAACCUACGAAGCUUUGAACUUUGCCGUGGACGACUAUGA
Necator americanus (New World hookworm) is the source of this 291-nucleotide messenger RNA. RefSeq lists its product as uncharacterized. The transcript has 4 exons. The record is from RefSeq and is a predicted model, not a curated record. The coding region runs from base 1 to 291 and encodes 96 amino acids. NCBI's taxonomy places the organism in Eukaryota, Metazoa, Nematoda, Chromadorea, Rhabditida, Ancylostomatidae.